UUUACUGAAGUAAAUGAUAAAAAAAGAUUCGAUUUAGAAAAAGAAGCUAGAAUUUAUAAGAGAUUAUCAGUUAUUCAAGGUGUUUAUAUUCCAAGAUUAAAAUAUAAUGGUAUCACUUUAAAAGGUGAAAAAUAUGUUCUUGCUACUGAUCAUAUUAUUCAAACUUCAAGAUUAUCUCGAAUUCAUAAAGAGGCUGCUUUAACUACUAUUAAAGCUAUUCAUAGUCUCGGUAUUAUUCAAAAUGAUAUUCAAGAAUCUAAUUUUAUCGUGGGUCGUAAUCAUAAUAAUGAUAAUGUUAAUGAUGAACGCGUUUUCAUUAUUGA
Rhizophagus irregularis DAOM 181602=DAOM 197198 is the source of this 323-nucleotide messenger RNA. The record is from RefSeq and is a predicted model, not a curated record. NCBI's taxonomy places the organism in Eukaryota, Fungi, Glomeromycota, Glomeromycetes, Glomerales, Glomeraceae.